This is a messenger RNA of Eutrema salsugineum, 516 nucleotides long. Its product is annotated as defensin-like protein 197. The record is from RefSeq and is a predicted model, not a curated record. Lineage: Eukaryota; Viridiplantae; Streptophyta; Magnoliopsida; Brassicales; Brassicaceae. Gene Ontology annotation, cellular component: extracellular region. The coding region runs from base 39 to 296 and encodes 85 amino acids. Gene Ontology annotation, molecular function: sodium channel inhibitor activity. The transcript is spliced from 4 exons. Gene Ontology annotation, biological process: defense response.
GUGUGGCUCUUCCGAUCUAAAUAAUUAAGCAAAGAAAGAUGAAGUCUGUUUCCAUAUUCCUUGUAUUAUUCGUUUUCUUCCUAGUCGUUCUUGGGUCGCCGGAGAAGAUAGAAGCCGGCAAAAAGUUCAAAUGCCUGGAGGAGUACGGCGGAAAAGUGGGCACGUUAUGUAGCCCUAAGUUCUUUCCAACGUUGUGCCGUCAGAACUGCCGGUUUGUCAAAGGCGCAAAAAACGGUUUAUGCGUGAAGAAACACAAACAUAUCAAAUGUUUCUGCGACUAUUGCAAAGACGAAUAGAUUUACAAGAACGUAUCAAGCUCUGGUUUCCAGCUUCAUUGCAUCAAAUAAGAUACCCUUUUCCCCUAAGCGUUUCCUACUUCCAUAUGAAUUAAUAAACGUAUGUGAUCCAUGUAAUAAUGUCUCAACAUUAUCAUAAACUGUUGACUACUAUAAUUUCGUUUAUCCUUUCAUAUACAUUUGGAUUAUAAAUUUAUAGCGAUCCAUUUGUUAAAGUAAA